GGAGGGGGGGGGGUGGAGAUUAAAAAGCCACGUAUGGGAUCCACCUGAAGGAUCAGAAAGAGAGAAAUAGUGGUACCGGUGUUUUCGCUAACUGCAACAGAUGUCCUGCGACAGAUCGAACUCUUUGCAGCCGAUCUUCUCUCAGUUUGUUGGCCUUUUGCUUGCACAAAGGAUUGGUGUGUUGUGGCAGUCUUAAUCGUAGGAAAGUAAGAGAAAAUGUCUUCAUCAAUUCUGACCCGGGGUCUGUCGUCAUUUCUGUUUAAAUCGUUUGCAAUUGGAUCGUCGAGUGUGGCCGGUAGGACGGUCGGACAGCCCAACCAAUCGUUGUUCCACUCCACCAGUAAUACCGUGCCGGAUGAUUCGAUGCAAUUCGAUAAAUUGCGCACCGUUGCCAGUGCCUGCAUCCACCUGUUUGUGACCAUUGGCCUUACCGUGCUUGCGGUGAUCUAUACGCUGCAACAGUGCGAUACCGAUAGCACUUGUCAGUACUACUACAUGCUGCUGUAUCUGCGUGGAGUCUAUUGGGCAAUCAUCUACCUGAUCCACUUGUACAGUAAGAGUCGCCAUCUGGGUUUAAAGCGCGGUGGGUAUCAUUCGUUCGCCAGAAAGGUGCACCGGCACAAAAAGUCGAGCUUGCAGCUGGUGACCCUUUCAAACACGGUGUUGCUGCUCGUCCAUACGAUCCUGAGUCAUGUGUAUCGUGGAGCCUUCCUUCAGCAGUGUUUCACACAGGGUUUUUCGUCCGUUGUGUUUGUGGCCUUCUUCACUUUGUUCGAAUCUUUGAUCCUCAUCCCGAUACAGCUGUCUUAUAUUGUCCACGUGCGUGUGUUCAACUUAACCCAACCGUCUCCGGAUGUGCUUGUGAAGGAAGAUGUGCUGAGCAUGGAAAUUUGUCCUACCGAAGAUUACAGCGUCAACGAAAGUUUCAAGAGCGUCACCGACACCAAGGAAUUCAUUCAGCUACAGUCAGUUCUGAUCCGCAACCUGAAGCACCAGAACGAACACCUUCGUGCCAAGAUACGAGAAACACGUGAAACGGCCGAGAUCAUGGCUGGCCACCAAUCGGUAAACUACUCGCUGGCAGAGCAGUCGCUUAUUGGAGUUUAAUGUUCCCGUUGAAUAAUGUUACCGGUUUUCUGUCGUUGUACACGUCUCGAUCGUGUAUACGAUGUACUAACUGAAAAGCUCAAUUAAAUAAAAGGUUUGGUAGUGUUCAGCAGCAUA
Molecule: messenger RNA, 1224 nt
Organism: Anopheles aquasalis
Lineage: Eukaryota; Metazoa; Arthropoda; Insecta; Diptera; Culicidae
Cellular component (GO): lysosomal membrane; late endosome
Source: RefSeq, a predicted model, not a curated record